AUGGCCGCGGGAAAUGAAACUGGAAAAGAGAUGUGGAAGAGAAGAGAAAACGAGGAGAAAUCGUGCAAAAUCAACCUCCGACACUUUCAGAUCGUCCCUCUCACCACCUCGACGACUAACGACAUCCAGGGUCAAGAUGAGUCACCGGAAGUACGAAGCGCCUCGGCACGGUUCGUGAUCAACUUUAUCCUGCGACAUCAAAAAUUCGACCUGGUUGUGUGUGGUAUACUGAUUUCUCCCUCUAUAGGCUCCCUUGCCUACCUCCCGCGCAAGCGCGCUACUCGCCACCGCGGAAAGGUCAAGAGCUUCCCCCAGGAUGACCCCAAGAAGCCCGUCCACCUGACGGCCUCCAUGGGCUACAAGGCCGGUAUGACCACCAUCGUCCGUGACCUUGACCGUCCUGGUGCCAAGAUGCACAAGAAGGAGGUUGUUGAGGCCGUGACCGUCGUCGAGACCCCUCCCCUUGUCGCCGUUGGUGUCGUCGGCUACAUCGAGACUCCCCGUGGUCUCCGCUCGCUCACCACCGUGUGGGCUGAGCACCUGAGCGACGAGGUCAAGCGCCGAUUCUACAAGAACUGGUACAAGAGCAAGAAGAAGGCUUUCACCAAGUACGCCAAGCAGCACUCCGAGGAGAGCGGCGCCUCGGUUACCCGCGAGCUGGAGCGUAUCCAGAAGUACUGCACCGUCGUCCGCGUGCUCGCCCACACCCAGAUCCGCCAGACCCCGAUCAAGCAGAAGAAGGCCCACCUCAUGGAGAUCCAGGUCAACGGUGGCUCUAUCGCCGACAAGGUUGACUUCUCCCGCAACCUCUUCGAGAAGACCAUCGACAUCGACAGCAUCUUCGAGAAGGACGAGAUGAUCGACGUCAUCGCCAUCACCAAGGGUCACGGUUUCCAGGGUGUCACCAGCCGUUGGGGUACCACCAAGCUGCCCCGCAAGACUCACAAGGGUCUGCGUAAGGUUGCCUGUAUUGGUGCCUGGCACCCUAACCACGUCCAGUGGACUGUUGCCCGUGCCGGUCAGAUGGGUUACCACCACCGUACCUCGUGCAACCACAAGGUCUUCCGUAUUGGCAAGGGCUCCGACGAGGGCAACGCCUCGACCGAGUUCGACAUCUCCAAGAAGAACAUCACUCCCAUGGGUGGCUUCGUUCACUACGGUGAGGUCAAGAACGACUUCGUCAUGCUCAAGGGCUCCAUCCCCGGUGUGAAGAAGCGUGUCAUGACUCUGCGCAAGACCCUGUACCCCCAGACCAGCCGCAGGGCCACCGAGAAGAUCGACCUCAAGUGGAUCGACACCUCGUCCAAGUUCGGUCACGGUGCUUUCCAGACCGCCGAGGAGAAGAAGGCCUUCCAGGGUACCCUCAAGAAGGACCUUAUCACCACUGUUUAA
Penicillium alfredii is the source of this 1392-nucleotide messenger RNA. RefSeq names its product 60S ribosomal uL3 domain-containing protein (gene rpL3). Gene Ontology annotation, cellular component: cytosolic large ribosomal subunit; ribosome. The record is from RefSeq and is a predicted model, not a curated record. Bases 1 to 1392 code for a protein of 463 amino acids. Gene Ontology annotation, molecular function: RNA binding; structural constituent of ribosome. Gene Ontology annotation, biological process: ribosomal large subunit assembly; translation. The transcript has 6 exons. Lineage: Eukaryota; Fungi; Ascomycota; Eurotiomycetes; Eurotiales; Aspergillaceae.